Molecule: messenger RNA, 1842 nt
Organism: Closterium sp. NIES-65
Lineage: Eukaryota; Viridiplantae; Streptophyta; Zygnematophyceae; Desmidiales; Closteriaceae
Source: the annotation of a GenBank genome assembly
AUGGAAGCGGAACAAAGACGUCGGGCCCGGAUAUCUGACAGCAUUGACGCACUUAAACGACUCGUUCCGCACCAGGGGCGGACCAACACGGCAGCAUUUUUAGCGGAGGUGUAUGACUACAUCGAAUCCCUGCAUUCCCGCAUUCGACGCAUCGAGGAAGCCACGAACUCAGCGGAGCAGCCCUCCCUCCCUGCUUCUGGAGCCAAAGCGGCCGACAACGUCAAUGCCCCGCCGCAAACAGCACUGGCUCCUAAUUCCGCUGACGAAGCCUCGGGUGACGACGCGGACGACGCGACGGUAGAACGGGCGCAAGCCAUGGAAGGCAAUUUUCGUGUUGAGGGUGGGGAAGAAGCACAAGCGCAGUGUCGCAUUGACGAGCAACAACGCGAGGGCUUCGAUCUGAAUAUGAUAGCCGUGGAAGGAACGGUGCGGGAGGGCGCGGAGCCACUAGAUGUUAGCGCGAGUGGCACAAAGACCGUUAAUGAGCUCGCGGGGAAGAAGCGGCGACGGGACAGUUUUGAUUCUUCUGUCGUUAAGCCGGCGUCCGGCGUAUGUGGACAAGACGGAACCGCAGAUGUGGGCACAAAACCGUGGUGGCUUCGCCAAAACGAGCUCAAGACAACCACGGCUGAUGCGCGGCGAGAAGGCGGUGAACUGGCCGCCGUUACAGUUGAGAGGCAACGAGUGGGCGGGGACGCGGCGUGGACAGAGGAGCUACCCGGACUGGCUCCUUCGCCGGAGCAUCCACGGCAGCAAGCGGAGCUUCAGAGUAAUGACGGCGUCUCCGCUUCCUCGCACCCUUCCACGGCACCUCCGCCGCUUGCCACUCCGUUAUCCGCGUCAACGUCCCCUUCUUGCUCCGCGGGCGGCUCUGCUGCGCUGGCUGCCUCCCCCGCUCCCCGCCGACGGGUCUCUGCGCCAUGCAAGGGUCGGCGCGGGCGGCCAGCGCUUGGCGCACGUGCGCGGACGGAAAUAUCGCCGUCUCCGCUUAGCAGCACUGGCGGUAACGGCUGCGGUGUGGAGGAGGAAAUGGAAGAUGCGGCGAAACGGAACGCAGCUGGUGCUCACGCGGCAGCGGCAGAAACCACGCAGGUCCGCGACACUGAUGCUGGCGAUGCUGACGGCCAAGUGGACGCUGCUGUGGAGGCGGCAUCGGUGCUGGCGAUGGUGGGAUCGUCAUGGUGUGACGCUACGCAGCCCAAUAACGCGCAGGCGCCCGCGGCUCCUCCAGCUGAUGCUGCCACGCCUGCUGCCGCUGUUGGUCCUGUUGCUCGAGUCGCUGGACCCGCCAACCAACGACAAGCACCACUGAAGCCAAAGCAACGACAUUUACAAUCAACCCGACUACAGCCACUUGCUGCUGCUCCAGCUUCCACGGUUGCAACAUUGCCUUUCGGCCUUCCAUCCUUCUCAAUGCAGCUUCCCAUGUUUACCACCAUGCAACCUUCUGCACUGCCUGCGGUCCAGCAUCCCUCGUUAGCUUCUGCGGCAGCAGCGGCUGCUGAUGCAGCAGCUGUGGCGCAGCAGUGGGGGAUGGCGGCUGCAGCAGCCCACAUCCAAGCACAGGCAGCAGCACAAGCUCAUGCCCAGGUUCAGGCGCUCAUGCAAGCAGUGGCUGCAUCAGGAGGCACAACUGCAAAUAAUGGUGGAGCUCUGCUCCCAGUCACAUCUCCUACCGGUGCAUCGCCUGCAUUCGUGGUUUCUGCCACUGCGCCCCAACAGCCAGCACUUGAAGUUGCACCAGCAGCAAAUGGAGUUUCGGCAGUGCCAGAAGCUGUGGCAGAGGAAGAAGUGGGUAGGAAACGGAGGCGGCGAGGUGCGGGUCAGGCCAAGGUGGUCUGA